AAUGUUUCAAGGGCAGAUAAAAGGGUUAUAAAUACACGCACUUGGGUUGCUUAUGAGCUUUAUAAAGACUAUAUAAGCAUAUUCUGAAGCACACAAGUCCAAAUUUGUUCCCUUUUGUUGAACACUGCUUUGUAGAACUUAAAAGCUUGUAAAGAGUGAUCCUAGAAAUGAUGUUUGAUGGGGGAGAUAAUUAUACUCAGGAGAUGAUGUCGGUGACUGGAAUUUCAACAACCAAAACGAAGAACAAUAACAAGAGGAGGUUCAGCGAUGAACAAAUCAAAUCGUUGGAAUUGGUGUUCGAGUCCGAAACCAGGCUUGAGCCUGGGAAGAAGUUGGAGGUGGCUAAAGAGUUGGGGUUGCACCCAAGGCAGGUUGCAAUCUGGUUCCAGAACAAGAGGGCUCGGUGGAAAUCGAAGCAGCUUGAACAAGAUUACAGCAUCCUACAAGCCAAUUAUAACAUUCUAGCUUCCAAGCUCGAAAGUUUAAAGAAAGAAAAGCAGGGCUUGGUGAUUCAGUUGCAGAAGCUGAACCAUUUGCUUAAGAAGCCAGAAGAGGAAGGCCAGUGUUGCGAACAAGUGACAUCAAUGAACAGCAUUGACGGAGAGUCAGAUCAGGGGGAGGGUGUCAAGUCUGAUUCUGAAGGGCAGCUCAGUUUAUCAAUGGAAAGAUCGGAACACGCACUUGGAGGGUUCUCAGAUGAUGAUAGUGGCACAAAGAUAGACUGUUUUGGACUGGAAGAAAAGCUUAACUUUAUAAGCAUGGCGGAACCAGCUGAUGGUUCUUUGACAUCUUCAGAAGAGUGGCAGAGCUUUGACUCUGAUGCUCUCUUUGAUCGGUACAGUAGUGGUUAUGAGUGGUGGGACUUUCGGUCUUGAACAAAUGAAAUAACAAAAAAAAGUACGGAGGAAAAUGUAUGAAAAUAAUCUUCCUUGUAUAAACAACCAAGAGGAAAUAUAAGAGAGAAUUGAACGAGGCAUAUAUAUAUUUACCGUCGACUAGUUCUUGUAAAUCCUCAAAAAUGGGAAAUUCAUUGAGUUGGUUCAAUUCUGAAAAAUAUGAUCAAACCAAUAAAAAUUAAUUUAUGCUUA
Molecule: messenger RNA, 1088 nt
Organism: Gossypium raimondii (Peruvian cotton)
Lineage: Eukaryota; Viridiplantae; Streptophyta; Magnoliopsida; Malvales; Malvaceae
Product: homeobox-leucine zipper protein ATHB-12
Exons: 2
Coding region: 168-875 (235 amino acids)
Biological process (GO): positive regulation of DNA-templated transcription
Cellular component (GO): nucleus
Molecular function (GO): DNA-binding transcription factor activity, RNA polymerase II-specific; sequence-specific DNA binding
Source: RefSeq, a predicted model, not a curated record